CGACUCCAAAAAGGAGCUGGUUUUACGCGUGAAGCUUGUCUGUAGGAAUUAGGCGUCUUUUCCCCACCACAUUAUUUCCCCUCAUAGUGGCGGUGGGAGCUGGUAAGGUGGUUUAACUUCAGCUCAAGGCUCCGUGAAGCGCAGAGCACUGAUGACGUUUGGGUUGGAUGACCAAUCGGAAGGCGCUGCCCUUUGGAGACAAACCAUUCUACUUGUAGUGUCUGCAUCAAGUCUGGAAGCAAAGGCUCAAUUUUAACAGAAUCCACCUUAAAAUCUCUCCCUUAACUUAUGCCUACCUUCCGCCACUUUGAGUGAGAAUAUCACGGGAACAAGGGGGGGAAAUAAAGACGCGCGUGGAAAAACCCGGGUGUUAAUAGGACAAUAUCUUUUUCGCGGUGGAGAGGGGAGAGAGAGAGAGAGACAACAACACAGCGCGAGGGAGAGAGAGAGAAAAACCGAUUUGGUCUUGGGAGAGAGGGGGGUGAGUGCUCUCAAGGCAGAAAAUUCGAUGAUGACCAUGACUACGAUGGCUGACGGUCUGGACGCUCAGGACUCGACCAAGUCUGCUUUCAUGGAGUUUGGGCAGCAGUCGCAGUCACAGCAGAGCUCCCCGUCGAUGGCCAGCGGCCACUACCCGCUGCACUGUCUCCACUCCGGCUCACACGCUCACCACCAGCACGACAACACGUCGUACCCCGGGACCAACACCUACAACAGGUCGUUACCGUACCCAUAUGUGAGCCACGCGCACCACAGCCCGUACCUGCCAUCGUAUCACAACAACACGGGAGGACAGACAAGGUUAGACGGCACAGAGCAGCAGAAAACGACAGUGAUCGAGAAUGGGGAGAUUCGUUUUAACGGCAAAGGCAAGAAGAUCCGCAAACCUCGGACAAUUUACUCCAGUUUGCAGCUUCAAGCACUGAACCACCGUUUCCAGCAAACACAGUACCUCGCUUUACCGGAGCGCGCCGAGCUGGCUGCCUCUCUGGGACUAACACAAACACAGGUAAAGAUUUGGUUCCAGAAUAAGAGGUCGAAGUUCAAGAAGCUGCUCAAGCAAGGCGGCAACCCGCACGAGAGUGAACCAAUCCCGGGCUCCAUGUCCCUGUCCCCGCGCUCCCCUACCAUCCCUCCAAUCUGGGACGUCUCGGCCUCUUCCAAAGGAGUAAACAUGCCGAGCAACAGCUACAUGCCCGGCUACUCUCACUGGUAUUCGUCCCCGCACCAAGACUCCAUGCAGAGAUAGACUGAUGAGAGGCAAGAGAGAGCGAGAGAGAGAGAGAGGGGUCGGUGAGCUGUCCGGAGGCCUCCGCAAAUCUCCGCCGUGCAGUUUCCAAUGUCGCCUGAAAUGAGCUGUCAGCGAGAGGCUGGACGCUGGAGAGGAGGCCGGAGGAGGAAGAGGAGGAGGAGGAGGAGAAGAAGAAGAAGAAGAAGAAGAAGCUUCUCAGCAUCUCUGCUGCUGCGGGAUAGAAGCACAGCCAAGCCUCGGUGUGGUGACACAAACAAACAAGGGGAACUAACUUUUUUUGUUUUGUUUUCUCUAGCGUAACAUGGCUGUUCAGUGGGCUCGCAUAUUUGUUAUGCUUUCAUUCAUGUCAACAUCUGAACGUCAAUAUACCAAAUAUUACCAGUGACAUUUUUUUAGCCACUUUGGACAAAAGGCUGCCCACACACUGACCAUGCGCUGUGGCGCACACGCAGAACAUUUGCCAUGUAUGAAGGACUCCUGACUGCUUUUCCUUCUUUUUCUUAUUUUUUUCCUCCUUUCUUUUUUUUCCUCCAAAAUGCAAAACCCAAGCAACUUGUCUGUCUGUAAAUAUAAUCUGCGGUUUUAGUUGUACAUACACUUUUUAUGUUUUGUCAAGAGUAAACCGUGACUCAAAACA
Solea solea (common sole) is the source of this 1889-nucleotide messenger RNA. It is a transcript of the gene dlx6a, whose product is annotated as distal-less homeobox 6a. Gene Ontology annotation, molecular function: DNA-binding transcription factor activity, RNA polymerase II-specific; RNA polymerase II cis-regulatory region sequence-specific DNA binding. NCBI's taxonomy places the organism in Eukaryota, Metazoa, Chordata, Actinopteri, Pleuronectiformes, Soleidae. The transcript is spliced from 3 exons. The coding region runs from base 509 to 1249 and encodes 246 amino acids. The record is from RefSeq and is a predicted model, not a curated record. Gene Ontology annotation, biological process: embryo development; regulation of transcription by RNA polymerase II; cell differentiation.